AUGGCGCUGUUGUCAGACGAGGAAAAGGCCAUCGACCCCUACACCCUCCUCGGGGUAGAGGUGACGGCCACUGACAAGGUCGUCCAGAAGGCGUACCGCAAGCUGUCGCUGAAAUGCCAUCCGGACAAGAACCCGGGGCCCGACGCCGCGGCCAUGUUCCACCAGAUCACGCUCGCGCUCAACAUGCUCCUCGACCCCGCGAAGCGCAAGUUCCUCGACACCAAGCUCGAGCAAAGCCGCGCCCAGGCGGCGCGGUACGCCGAGAUGCAGGGCAAGCGCAAGGCUGGUGUGGAUGACCUGCUCAGGCGCGAGGAAGAGGCGAACAAGCGGAGGCGGGACGCCGCGCUCGCACGGCAAGCAGCCGCCGACGAGGAAGCAGUGCGCGAGGCGGGGCGGAGGCUGGUCGAGGAGCGCCAGCGCGCCAUGUACGCGGCCGCCGCUGCGCGCGCCGCGCCGCCAGAGCCGGCACCAGCACCAAGUAACGCAGGCAGCAGCAACACGCCUCCGCCAAUAUCCGAGAUCGACCUCACGCUGCGGCUACAGCUGCCGCCCGACUCGUCUUUUGCGAGCGCGUCUGAGCUCGAGGGCACCAUCAAGGCCAAGUACGGCCCCGUGUCGCACGUGCUGCUGCGGGACGACAAGAAGCCGGGCAAGAAGAGCAAGGGUGCGCGCGCCGUCGUCGAGUUCGCGCCGGGUAACUGGGGCGGGUGCUGGGCGUGCUAUGUCGACAACACGGGCGGCCGCGCGCUCGAGCCGGGCGUGAAGGCCAAGUGGGCCGCCGGGGCCGAGCCGGCGUGGGUCGCGUGGGCGGCGUCGCACGGCACGCCGGUCGCGCCGAAGCCCGCACCUGCGCCCGUGUCAGCCGCACCGCCGUCGUUCAGCUCGGCACCAUCGUUCGGCUCCGCACCGUCGUUCGGCUCGGCGCCAGACUUCUUGAGUGCCGGCGGACUCGAUUCGGCUCUGGGACGGCACGAGGCUGAACGCAAGGCCCGCGAGGCGGCCAAGGAGGCCGAGCGCACCGCGUCCGACGCGUUCGCUAGUGCUACUCUCUUACGUAUGCGCCAGCUCGAACGGCAGAUGCUCGCGGAGAAGAUUAGGCUGGAGGAGGAAGGAGAAGAGUAG
This is a messenger RNA of Vanrija pseudolonga, 1122 nucleotides long. RefSeq names its product DnaJ subfamily C member 17 (gene DNAJC17). NCBI's taxonomy places the organism in Eukaryota, Fungi, Basidiomycota, Tremellomycetes, Trichosporonales, Trichosporonaceae. The record is from RefSeq and is a predicted model, not a curated record. Bases 1 to 1122 code for a protein of 373 amino acids. Gene Ontology annotation, biological process: spliceosomal complex disassembly. Gene Ontology annotation, cellular component: spliceosomal complex. The transcript has 3 exons.